UAAUGGAACAAGUGAUUUCCCCUGAUUGAGUAAACGCCCAGUUUAGUGAUCUAAAGCUGAAAAUAUCCAACCUAGAUCUCAUUGUUAAAGACUACCCGGUCCUAAAACAAGAGUAUGAGGAAGGAAAUAUUGACCUUCUCAAGGAAAAGAUCUCUGAACUGUACUCAGAAUUCGAGAAGGUCCAAGAAUGACCAGAGAACUCUCAGAAAUCAAUAAAUGAGCUUUCAGAGACCUUAAAAUCCCUGCUUCAUAGCCUUGAGAACUCAGAAAUUGUUAGAAGAGCUGGAGUAGAGUACAUGAAAGAUUUUGAAUUCUACCAUCCUGAAGGAACCCCUGAUUCUGAGGAAUACAUCAAGGAAAUUGAAAAAGUUCGCGCUCAGCAAGAGUCUAAGAUAAAGAUCCUUAAAGACGAAAUCAGGAAAUUAGUCGAGACCAACGAAAACCUUGAAAAUGAUAUUCAGAAAAUGAAAUAGCGAAACUUCAGAAGAGGAAAAAGAAUCAGAACUCCAAAGACAGAGAAAAGAAAUAUCAGACCUGCAGGAUGAGAUCCAAAAUAUGGAGGAGAAGAUCAGGGAGGGACAGGAAGAGCUUGCUAAUUUAGACAUGGGAAGAAAGAUGUAUGAACCUUCAUACUACUAGUUCAAUAUUUUA
Molecule: messenger RNA, 651 nt
Organism: Moneuplotes crassus
Lineage: Eukaryota; Ciliophora; Spirotrichea; Euplotida; Euplotidae
Source: the annotation of a GenBank genome assembly